This is a messenger RNA of Agrilus planipennis (emerald ash borer), 723 nucleotides long. RefSeq names its product ubiquitin-conjugating enzyme E2 G2 (gene Ubc7). The transcript has 5 exons. Bases 114 to 617 code for a protein of 167 amino acids. The record is from RefSeq and is a predicted model, not a curated record. NCBI's taxonomy places the organism in Eukaryota, Metazoa, Arthropoda, Insecta, Coleoptera, Buprestidae. Gene Ontology annotation, cellular component: endoplasmic reticulum; cytosol.
AAGAAUGCAACCCCUAACCUUAAUGUUUUGAUUAGUUUUAUUAAUGCAUGUUUUAUUUAAAUAUACCAUAACUUUUUUAAAUUUUCUUAAAAUAUUGCAAAAAGUGUCAGAUAAUGGCAGGAUCAGCUUUAAGACGUUUAAUGGCUGAAUAUAAACAGUUAACAUUAAAUCCCCCAGAAGGAAUUAUAGCUGGCCCAGUAAACGAAGAAAAUUUUUUUGAAUGGGAGGCACUCAUCACAGGUCCUGAAGGUACUUGUUUCGAAGGUGGAGUUUUUCCUGCAAAGUUAGUUUUUCCCCCAGAUUAUCCAUUAAGUCCACCAAAAAUGCAGUUUACAUGCGAAAUGUUUCAUCCAAAUAUUUAUUCAGAUGGUAGAGUUUGUAUUUCAAUUUUACAUGCUCCUGGGGAUGACCCAAUGGGUUAUGAAUCGAGUGCAGAACGAUGGUCUCCAGUUCAAAGUGUGGAAAAGAUUCUUCUGUCUGUUGUGAGCAUGUUAGCGGAACCUAAUGAUGAAAGCGGUGCAAACGUCGAUGCUGCAAAAAUGUGGAGAGAAAAUAGAGACGAAUUCAAUAAAAUAGCUCAGAGAAUUGUGAGAAGAACGUUAGGCAUUCCCAAUUGAAUUAUUCGAUUUUAUUAGGCACUUUUGUAAUUGAAGAAUUUAUUUACUUAUUGAAACUUUUACUGUUUUUCUCUAAUAAGUAAUAAAAUUGCUAUAAUAAAUGUUA